CAUAGAUGUAACACUUCCUUGAGUACAGGUGCGAUGCCCCACCCCUUCACCCCGCCCCGUCAUGUGAUUUAACAAAUAACAUAAAUAUCUUGUAACUUGUAUUUAGUUGCAAUAUGGUUUUUCUUACAUGUGAAAAAUUGAGUAAACUUUUAAUAUGAAUGAAUGAAGAAAUGAGAGAAAAAAUAUCGGAUUUCAUUUGGAUAUGGAUAUUUAUUCUUCAGCCCAUUGUUGAAGGAGGAAUAUGUUGGCAGUCAAUAUCUAAAACGGGUAAUUGUAGAAAGAUGUUAAUGAUCAACGUUACAAAGGAACAGUGCUGUUCUUUUCAAACCGAACCUAGUGUUGGGUGGUCACCACAAUCUGCUCCCUCCUCAGGUCUUAUCUUUUUCUGGGAGUAUCUAUCAACAAAAGGGGCACCAGUAUGUAGGAAAUGUCAUAACAGCUGUAAAGACGUGAUAUGUCCAAAAGAGAAGAAGUGUCGGAUGAAGAAAGGAAUUCCAAAAUGUGUAUGCAAACCAAAAUGUAGUAGUAUUGAAAGAAGUAAAGGACCCGUAUGUGGGACUGAUAUGACAAAAUACAAAAGUCGCUGUCAUCUUUUAAGACACAACUGUCGAUAUAAUACAGAUAUUAAAGUUGAUUAUUAUGGAAAGUGCAAAGAUUCGUGUAAAUUCGUCAAAUGUCCGUCAGGACGUUUUUGUGUUGAAGAUCAGAAUGGUCUGCCUCACUGUAUUAUAUGCAGCAUUGAUUGCUCAUUAGCACACAAAGAACCCGUAUGUGGUAAUGACAAACAGACAUAUGAUAAUGGCUGUCAUCUACGGGCGGAGUUCUGUAGAACUGGAAAUCCAAUACAAAUAGCAUAUCCAGGUCCAUGCAAAGCAAAUGCAACAUGUCCUUCUAUAAGAUGUCCAUAUUUCAUGGAGUGUCUAGUUAAUCCAGUAACCAAACAACCUAUAUGUACAAACUGUAGACCCCAGUGUUCACCAUUAUCUGUAGUGCCCGUAUGUGGUACGGACGGAAUAUCAUAUAAAAAUUACUGUACUAUGAGGAGAAAGUCGUGUGAAAUGAGAGUACUUAUACAAACUAAAUACAGUGGUCGUUGUCAUAAAAAACGACACGGCUGUAAAGGGUGUAAACGACAUUUAAAACGAAUUUUACGACGAAGGCGAAAACAGAGAAGAAGAAAAGGUCAUCACAGAAAUAAAGGUUCACACUUUAAACAAUUUAAAUCAAAAAUCUAUGGCGGUUAUACAAUAUUUCCCAAAAUGAUUGUCACAACAGAGAAAUAUAAACUUGACAGCUACAAAGAGUUUGGAUGAAACAUGCUUUAUAUUAGAAUUAAUGGCAUAUUUCGUAAAUGAAUGAAUGCGGGUGCGAAUCCUAGUCUGUGAUAAUAUCUAUGUUCAAUAUGAAUGGCUAUUUAUAAAAUCGAGUUUCAGUUUGGUGUCCGUCAAGACAUAAGUGUUGUAUAUUUUACAGAACAUGGUUGUGAAUGCGAUGUUCAGACUAACGCUUGAUCCAGACAAUGAGACCGAACCCUGAAACAAUGAGCUUGAGAAAAGAGUAUCUGUGAUCGUUAUUAUGUGUCAGUAUAUUCGAUAGAGACAACUGUGAUCGUUAUGAUUAAUCGUUUUGUUCUCUAAAGUAACUGAACGAUCAUUUGUCACUACGCUCUUUGAAAUAACUGUGAUCGGUAUCAAUAAACGCUACGUUCUUCGAAGUAACUGUGAUGUUAUGAUGUGCCACUACGUUCGUCGAAGUAACUGUGAUCGUUAUGAUUUGUCACUACGUUCUUCGAAGUAAAUGUGAUCGUUAUGAUUUGUUACAACGUUCUAUGGAGUAACUGAACGAUCAUUUGUUACAACGGUCUUUGGGAUAGCUGUGAUAGUUAUAAUGUGCCACUACCUUGUUUGACGUAACCAAAAUGAUGAUUUGUCACUACGUUCUUCGAAGUAACUGUGAUUGUUAUGAUUUUUACACAGCACGUUCUUUUGAGAAACUGAUACCGUUAUUAUGUUUCAGUCCGUUCUAUGGAGUAACUGUGAUCGUUAUUAUGUGUCAUUGCGUUGUUUUUUUGUAAAGAAACUGUGAUUGUUCUCAUGUGUCAGCAUUUUCGUUUGAGAAACUACAUUUGUAAUUAUGUGUCACUAAGUUCUAUGAGAAACUGUGAUUGUUGUCAGAUGUCAGUACGUUCGUUUGAGAAUCUGUGAUCGUUGUUACGUAUCUUUAUGUUCCUUAUUUAUUCCAUUUACAUUGAGAUUAAGUCUCCUUUUCAAUUAAAGAACUAAA
This is a messenger RNA of Mytilus trossulus (common blue mussel), 2283 nucleotides long. Its product is annotated as follistatin-like. The coding region runs from base 159 to 1313 and encodes 384 amino acids. Lineage: Eukaryota; Metazoa; Mollusca; Bivalvia; Mytilida; Mytilidae. The record is from RefSeq and is a predicted model, not a curated record. Gene Ontology annotation, molecular function: protein binding; activin binding. The transcript is spliced from 7 exons. Gene Ontology annotation, biological process: negative regulation of activin receptor signaling pathway; cell differentiation; multicellular organism development.